This is a messenger RNA of Perca flavescens (yellow perch), 1200 nucleotides long. RefSeq names its product immunoglobulin superfamily member 11. The record is from RefSeq and is a predicted model, not a curated record. The transcript is spliced from 6 exons. Bases 115 to 960 code for a protein of 281 amino acids. NCBI's taxonomy places the organism in Eukaryota, Metazoa, Chordata, Actinopteri, Perciformes, Percidae.
AGAGAAACUAGGGAAGUUAAAAGCGGAAUAAAACAUUAUGGAAUUAAAGAAAUAAUCCCUACAAUAAACUGUCUCUCGUAUUAUGUAACUCAUUUUUGUUUGUCCUUUCCCACGAUGUUAAUCGACACAGUUGCACUCAGGGUAACCAUGAGGGAAUCCAGUCUAAAGGUGGUUCAAGGAGAUGUUGUUGUGCUGCCUUGCUCCUUCUUCACCUCCAGCCCCCUCUCCAGACUCAACGUUAUCUGGACCAUGGCACCCUUCUCCAGUCCAGAAAUACCAAUACAGGUGAUUGUGUACGACCAUGGACAGGUGAUUGAAGACCCCUCACUCAUUGGCAGGGUGGGUUUUACAGGUAUUCCCUGGAGUGCAGAUCUUGUCCUUAAUGACACACGUGUAUCAGAUGCUGGAAUUUACCGCUGCAUGGUCAAUAAUCCACCAGAGACGGCAGAUCCCGGCAUAGGAGAGCUGGAGCUUAGUAUUCUGGCUCCGCCUUCACUGCCCGUGUGCCAGUGGGAUGGAGAUAUCGAUAUGGGUGGAAGUGUCACGCUGUCCUGCUCAGUGGCGGAAGGCGUCCCCACUCCAGAGAUCCGCUGGGAUAAAGUGAAUCCAGAGGAAAUCACACUUCCCAUCAACAUGGAGGGAGAUCUCUCAGGCUCCGUCCAAAUUGUCAAUGUGUCAUCUCAGACGUCCGGCCUGUAUCGCUGCUCUGCCACUAACCUCCUGGGAACAGCAAACUGCUACGUAAACCUCUCCAUCUACACCACUCCAGACAGUUCUUCAGGCAUGCUGCAGGGUGUGCUGCUCACCUUGUCCAUGAGCUUGGUGUUACUGGCGCUGCUGGUGCUCGUGCUGUGGCUCCAUCGCACAGGACAGGACGGGGGGUGGAGGGAAGGGAAAGAAGAGGAGUGUUACAAUGAGAUACGGUAUACUCCUUCUCUGAUGAAGCGCUCGUUUGUUUGAUUUCUCAACAUCCACAGGAAUUUAAAAAAAAGAUAAAGACAUGCUCCAACCCCGGUAUCAAACAAAAGACUUCCAAGACUCUGUUUCAUAUAAAUAAUGGAUUUUGGAAUGGAUUACAGCCUAGCCAGUGCUCCCUGCAUACUACUGUACAGCAUCAACUUUUGAAAUAAAUGCCCAAGUUUCCAAUAGGUGUGGUAUUUUAGUUACAAGAAUGAUCUACAGUUGUACGGCAUACUUCCA